This is a messenger RNA of Papilio polytes (common Mormon), 2912 nucleotides long. RefSeq names its product small conductance calcium-activated potassium channel protein (gene SK). NCBI's taxonomy places the organism in Eukaryota, Metazoa, Arthropoda, Insecta, Lepidoptera, Papilionidae. Gene Ontology annotation, cellular component: neuron projection; plasma membrane; neuronal cell body. The coding region runs from base 1 to 2442 and encodes 813 amino acids. Gene Ontology annotation, molecular function: calmodulin binding; small conductance calcium-activated potassium channel activity. Gene Ontology annotation, biological process: potassium ion transmembrane transport. The record is from RefSeq and is a predicted model, not a curated record. The transcript is spliced from 14 exons.
AUGUCUGCACCUACAAGUGAUAGUACUGAAGCCAUCACUAACUCUGGCUAUGGCAGCAGUGACGAGACAGCAAGUCUGCUUGUCGCAGCCCCAGCGGUGACAGUUAUCGUGCCCACCGAGAACAGAACUGUCAAGCCUAUCUUGCAGCGACAAGAUUGCACAACUAACUUACGACCUCAAUUAUCAGGUGGCCCGGGUAGCGAGGAGAGUGCAACGUCUGUUAGAAUUGAAGAUAACUCGACAAGAAGUGUUCCCGAUAUAGAAUUACAAUGUCGAGAUCCGCCAGAUCGGCCCCAAACACUAAUAUCGCCCGUGGCCACCGGCAGCCACAGAUGUUCAGUUACCACCUGCCAAUUAGUUCCUCACGGAUACGCUAGAUGUCGCGUUUGCGAACGCAGGCAGUCAACGGCGCCAGUGUCGGCAUUGCACCUAGCGCGAUCUGUUUCAAGAGAAAGCGUUCGUUCAGCAUUUCAUUACAACUGUGGUUGUAGUUCCCUGCACGCCGUUAACACGUGCCCCGUCAUACAACCGCCGGCGCUACUGUUGCCCACAACUAGUACUCGAAUCAUCCGCCAGAGUUCGCAGCCGGAGUCGAGCGCAUGCGUGACCCACUGCCCUCACCACGCCCACCACCACCCUAGCGCCUCCUUGCGGCAACUGCGAGAACCAGGCGAUGGAAUUGCGGGCAUUGCUGCUGAUUCACUGAGAAUAAAUGGUGGAAUGCGACCCUUCAAACAGCUGCGAAAGCCGGUGUCGACGGUGUCGAUCCCUGGCGCGAUGAAGGCGUACUCCGGGGGGAGAGACGCGGGGGCUGAGGAGGCGGGGGUCGCGCUGGUCGGGGUGCACAGCGAGUACCCGCGCUUCGGCGAGGAGCGCGCCCUCGGCGGCGGCACCUACAAAGGCGGGGGGACAGCUAAACACAAGCCAAACAUAGGAUAUAGGUUAGGUAGACGAAAGGCAUUAUUUGAAAAACGAAAACGAAUAAGCGACUACGCCCUUGUAAUGGGAAUGUUCGGUAUUAUAAUUAUGGUAAUAGAAAACGAACUUUCCAGUGCCGGUGUUUAUACCAAGGCGUCAAUUUACUCACAAGCGUUAAAAACAUUAAUUUCCAUGUCAACUGUGAUCUUACUCGGCCUAAUUGUUGCUUACCACGCGUUAGAAGUACAGCUAUUCAUGAUCGACAACUGCGCUGAUGAUUGGCGGAUAGCAAUGACGUGGCAGAGGAUAGCACAGAUUGCGUUGGAACUCGCGAUCUGUGCAGUCCAUCCCAUUCCAGGCCAGUACACAUUCACGUGGACCACUAAACUGGCCAACAAAGGAGGUGUUAUAGGCGUUGAAGUUGUUCCUUACGACGUUACACUUUCAUUGCCGAUGUUCUUUCGACUCUACCUAAUAUGUAGGGUGAUGCUGCUUCAUAGUAAAUUGUUCACUGACGCAUCUUCGAGAAGUAUAGGAGCCUUAAAUAGGAUUAAUUUUAAUACUAGGUUUGUGCUGAAAACGCUUAUGACAAUUUGCCCUGGUACAGUACUAUUAGUGUUCAUGGUAUCUUUAUGGAUAAUAGCAAGUUGGACGUUACGACAGUGCGAAAGGUUCCACGAUGAAGACCAUGCAAAUUUGCUAAAUUCAAUGUGGCUGACUGCUAUUACCUUCCUCUGUGUCGGCUACGGUGACAUUGUCCCCAACACUUACUGCGGCCGCGGCAUUACUCUCACCUGCGGCAUGGUGGGAGCUGGAUGCACUGCGUUAUUAGUCGCGGUUGUUUCAAGGAAGUUAGAGUUAACUAGAGCUGAGAAGCACGUUCAUAACUUCAUGAUGGAUACACAACUUACUAAAAGACUGAAAAACGCAGCGGCCAAUGUGUUGAGGGAGACUUGGCUCAUAUACAAGCACACGCGGCUCGUGAAGAGGGUCCACCCCGGGCGCGUCAGAACACAUCAGAGAAAAUUUCUACUAGCCAUUUACGCAUUAAGAAAAGUGAAGAUGGAUCAAAGGAAGCUAAUGGAUAACGCAAACACAAUAACAGACAUGGCGAAGACCCAGAACACGGUCUACGAGAUCGUGUCCGACAUGAGCACGCGGCAAGACAACAUAGAGGAGAGAUUAACUAGUUUAGAAGAAAAACUCACAUCUUUGCAGGAGCAAAUGAAUACAAUACCAGACAUCAUGGCUCGAUGUUUACAACAACAUUGGGAGAGAACUGAACAGCGCAGGAACUAUCUCCAUCCGGACACCGCGGCUGUGCCCACGCCUCCCUCAUCAACGAUCACACCGUAUGCCAGACCUCUGGCAUCAGCUUCGCAUCCGUGGCCGCCUAGUCCUGUGGGCCACCAGGCGGCGCGAGCACACUCUGCGCCGGAGAGCACGGCCGCACAUACGCCGACGGCGCAACUCGCGCCCACAAGCCCUGCGCCCGCGCCACCCCGCACGCAGCUGCCCAGCUGAGUACCGCCCUCCAAUUCCGAACUCCUUUGCUGAACUCGACGAAACUCGGCUCCUAUCCCCUUCUUAUGUAAUAACUAUUAGUAAGUUUAUCGGGAAAAUUGUUUCACAAUAGCUUAUAACGAUGCAGAUAGUAAAGCAAGCUUAAUUGACCGUUACUGUUUUUAGUGUUUAAAUGUUCUAUUCCUUUGUGCAACGACAAAUUUGUUAUUAUCUAUCAUAAACUUAUUGGAAGAGUGAAAUGAGUUUCCCGGUUCACCGACGGAAGAAGCCAGCGUGAGACAAGGCCAGCCGUAGUUUCCUUCGCUGUUCCCCAAAGUUUCGGAAGUGUCAGACUGUUUCUUAGUGGUAUUGUUUAGAUAGUAGAUGAAGAACGAAAAGACCUAAUACUGUGAGUUAACGAUAUGCUUUAUCAAGAAACGCCUUGUCAAAAGAUAGAUGAUAUUAUUUUAAAUUCUAAUGUUAAUGUUAAG